This is a messenger RNA of Perca flavescens (yellow perch), 1911 nucleotides long. It is a transcript of the gene pnpla3, whose product is annotated as patatin-like phospholipase domain containing 3. Lineage: Eukaryota; Metazoa; Chordata; Actinopteri; Perciformes; Percidae. Gene Ontology annotation, biological process: lipid homeostasis; triglyceride catabolic process; positive regulation of triglyceride catabolic process. Gene Ontology annotation, molecular function: triacylglycerol lipase activity. Bases 95 to 1498 code for a protein of 467 amino acids. The record is from RefSeq and is a predicted model, not a curated record. Gene Ontology annotation, cellular component: lipid droplet; cytoplasm; membrane. The transcript is spliced from 9 exons.
CCUGUUGAGUAAUAUGUGCUCUGCUUUUCUCCGCUGAGCAGGACUGCUAACCGUGUGACUGCUUCCCGCUGUCCGCUCUCAGGUCUGCCCUGCCAUGGUCGACCUAAACGGCGGCUGGAACCUGUCUUUCGCCGGGUGCGGGUUUCUGGGAAUUUACCACAUCGGAGUUGCUAGCUGCUUGCAGGAGAAAGCGCCCUACCUCAUCGAAGGGGCCACCAAGUUGUACGGUGCCUCUGCCGGCGCUCUGACCGCCUCGGUGCUCGCUAGCCAGGCGUCCCUAGCCCAAUGUUGUGAAGAUGUGAUCCAGGUGGCAAAAGAGGCCAGGAAGAGGAACCUGGGCCCCCUUCACCCCAACUUCAACCUGGUCAAGGUGUUAAAGUCUGGCCUGAAUCGGGACCUGCCCGCUGAUGCACAUGUCCUGGCCUCGGGGCGGCUGUGCGUCUCGCUAACCCGAGUGUCUGACGGGCAGAAUGAGCUGGUGUCGGAGUUCAACAGCAAAGAGGAACUCGUCGAGGCGCUGAUCUGUAGCAGUUUCAUUCCCAUCUACUGCGGGUUGAUUCCUCCAUCCUUCAGAGGAGUGCGUUACGUGGAUGGCGGGAUCAGCAACAACCUGCCGCAGUCUGAUCUGAAGAACACCAUCACCAUCUCUCCCUUCUCUGGCGAGUCUGACAUCUGUCCCAGAGACGACUCCACCAGCUUCCACGAGCUGCGCUUCACCAACACCAGCAUCCAGAUGAACCUGGGCAACAUGUACCGCCUCAGCAGGGCCCUGUUUCCCCCGGAAACCAAGGUAAUGGCUGACAUGUGUCAGAGCGGUUAUAAGGAUGCUCUACGCUUCCUUGAAGAAAACAACCUGCUGAUGCUCGAUCGUCCAACCUCGGGCCCCGCCAUGCCAGAGAGCCCGCCCACCACCUGCUGCUGCAAGCCUACAGAAACCACACAAGAGUGGGUGCUUCGGAGGCUCCGCCUACUGCGAAAACAGCACUGGUGGCUAGAUGAGCAGAUUGAUCUGCCCACGCCCAUCAAGAAAGUGUUCUGUGAGGCGUGCCAAGACAAAUCCGGCCUGUAUACCAAGGUGUCCGAGAUGCUGCCAGUCAGAGUGGCCUCCUACAUGCUCAUGCCAUACACACUUCCUGUACAGUCGGCCUACUCAGUAGCCCAGAGGUUUGUGGAGUGGAUCCCAGAGGUGCCAGCGGAUAUGCGCUGGCUGUGUGGGGUGGCAGGUGACAUGUACCAACAGGCCUGGAAAGGAGCACCGGCUAGCUCUAUUGGUGAGAAAGGCCUGAGGAAAUGUCUGAGUGCGCCGCCUCUACCUACAGAGUGUGAGAAACCAAUGCAGAGAGACAACCUGCCUGCUCUUUCCUCCAUAGACUUCCACGGCAACUCCUGGGAGAACGCCAAAUCUACCUCCUCCUCGUCCCAAAAUCAUUCUCGCAUCAUCCCCUCCUCUCCGCAACAAGUCUGCUUCUAUGUCGGCUCACAGGGUGAUCAGCAGUAAAAUGAUUCAGGACCAGAACUUUAACAACUAUUUGGUCAAAUGUCCACUUUCUGUGAGGAGCUGGUGGAUUGAUGGACUGGUUAAAUAUUGAACCAAUGGUGCGUAAAUGUUUUAAGGAAACACACAUUUGUCUCUGACUCUGAACACUCCAGGCAGCACCGAUAUUUCACUGGGUGCUCUGGGAGACAGUGUCACAACUCACCCAGGAUCAUGGAUGUGUUUUAUUAUCUGUUUUAAUGCGCAGCACAGAAAUGUGUCUAGUUUCACAGUCUCACUACAACCCUACCUACCUGUUUGUUUAAAAUAUACUCAAACAUAACAGUCAUUCCUCAUUCCAGUUAGAGAUGGUCCGAUACCAUUUUUUGCUGUAUACUAAUAUCUCUGUAUGGAUGUGAUAUUAUUUCUAUGUUUGU